AGGGGGCCAGCCCGGUCUAGCAAAUGAGAAUAUAGAGAAGUGGGGAGUCCGACGGUGAAUUUUACGUCAAGCAUGAGAUGUGGGCGUGAAGCAGGGAGAGAAAAAACACGAGGCAUUGCCGCCUUCUCUUAAUGGGGUGCACCAUUUCACUUCUCUGCGCCUCACCGCACGCGUUAAAGACGACGGGAAAAAUCACAAAUAGUUUCCGAAUAGCUGCGUUAACUAAACGGCGAUGUUCAACGCUCAGAUUUGGCUGUCUUUUCCCCUCACAAAUAUCUAAAAUUGGCAUAUACUCCAAUGGUUUUAUUGGAUGUAGGAUGGGAUUAACUUUGACCGGAAGAUAUAUUUCAUUGUUUCUUGCUGUUCAAAUAGCCUAUUUGCUGCAGGCGGUUCGAGCGGCAGGGAAAUGUGAUACAGUAUUCAAAGGUUUCUCGAACUGCCUUCUUCGACUGGGAGAUGACAUGGCCAACUAUCCACAGGAGCUGGACGAGAAGGAAAACCUUCAGACCAUCUGCACUUACUGGGAUAAUUUCCAUUCAUGUGCGACCACUGCUCUGGCAGACUGUCAGGAGGGAGCCACAGAUCUCUGGGAGAAACUGAAAAAAGAGUCCAGAAGUCUGGAAUUCCGCGGCAGCCUGUUUGAACUGUGUGCGGGCGGGAACGGCGCGAGCCGAUCAACGGUUCCGUUCGGCUUAACGCUGAUCCUAACGGCACUGUCUGCUCUCGUGACGUGGCUUCAGUUUUAACCCACGGGUAAAGAAGAAAACACAAAACAACGAAAAUAAGAAAGAAAAGAGAAGAGUGGAAAAAGACAAGAAUACAAAAAAAAAAAAAAAAAAUUAUAAUAAUAAAAAAAUAAUGACGGUCAAAAUUCAUCCUCACACAAAUGGAUUUAUAUAUUUCAUCUGGAGAAAAAGACAUUUUUUGCAAGAGACAAUGGCAAGACGAAGUCUACUGGGAAUGUUCAAGCACAUUUGCCUGACUCUGGGUCGAUUUCAUUAAAUAUUUAUUAGAUAUUGAGUUGAAAUGACGGCCUGAAUUUCUGAAAGGUCCUGGUUAGAAUCGUAGUAUUUUAUAACACUAGGCCUACUGUCUGUUAAGAAUGAAUUAUUACUGUAGGAUUUUCACAUUCUCAAUGACCAUCAUGCUUAUGAGUAUACACUGUAAAAAAUUUAACGUAAAAUCAACAGUAACUUACUGGCAACAAAUAUCCAGCAAGCUUCAGUAUUUUAUUCCACGGUAAUAUUACUGUAAAUCUGACUACAGUAGUUCACAGCAUACUGUAUAAUAACUUACAGUAUAUUUAUACUGUAAAAUUAAUUACAGUUCUUGUUUUUGCACUGUAUUUUAAAACACUGUAAAGUUACUAUGCAGUAUAAUUGAUUACGGUAGUUUUUAUAUUCACAUAUUAUAGUUUUUAUAUUCACAUAUAUACAUAUUAUGACUAAAUACAAUCUGU
Molecule: messenger RNA, 1459 nt
Organism: Xyrauchen texanus (razorback sucker)
Lineage: Eukaryota; Metazoa; Chordata; Actinopteri; Cypriniformes; Catostomidae
Product: neuritin-like
Exons: 3
Coding region: 132-746 (204 amino acids)
Biological process (GO): neuron projection extension; nervous system development
Cellular component (GO): plasma membrane
Source: RefSeq, a predicted model, not a curated record